AUGGAGUUUCUACAGACACAAUUGGUACAACUCCAGCACCAAAAUGAAGCACUGCAGCAACAACUUCGUCAAAUGCAGGAACAGCAACAUCAUCAGAAUGAACAACCGGCGUUGCCAUUGGAAGUUAACCGGGAGUCUACUAAAUACUCCUAUGUGAUAUCGCAUUUGGAUGAGCGGUACGCAAAUGAAGUCGAGGAUUUGAUCACCACUCCUCCUGCUGAUAAUCCAUACACCACCCUCAAGACUGAAAUAAUACGUCGUCUGUCCGUCUCAGAAGAGCGUCGUGUACGACAACUCCUUGUCGAAGAAGAACUCUGUGACCGUACUCCUUCUCAAUUUCUCCGUCAUUUGCGAUCUCUAGUCGGCAGUACCACUGGUCAAGACAACCUUCUCCGCACCAUUUGGAUGCAACGCCUUCCUGCGCACGUUCAAGCCAUGUUACAACCUCAAAUCGGUCAAACCGGUCUUACUACCGACACGCUCGCCGUUACAGCGGACAAGAUCAUAGAGAUUCAGCCUGGUACGACCUUUAACACUGCUUCUAAUUCCGCAGAAGUGCACGCUGCUUCCAUUACACCUGGUACCUAA
Photinus pyralis (common eastern firefly) is the source of this 588-nucleotide messenger RNA. RefSeq lists its product as uncharacterized. The transcript is spliced from 2 exons. Lineage: Eukaryota; Metazoa; Arthropoda; Insecta; Coleoptera; Lampyridae. The record is from RefSeq and is a predicted model, not a curated record. The coding region runs from base 1 to 588 and encodes 195 amino acids.